This is a messenger RNA of Hypomesus transpacificus, 5323 nucleotides long. RefSeq names its product pleckstrin homology domain containing, family M (with RUN domain) member 1 (gene plekhm1). The transcript is spliced from 14 exons. Lineage: Eukaryota; Metazoa; Chordata; Actinopteri; Osmeriformes; Osmeridae. The record is from RefSeq and is a predicted model, not a curated record. Bases 435 to 3644 code for a protein of 1069 amino acids.
UCGACCAAAAAAACAUUCAGUAGCCUACUUUGCGUGACUGAUUUUGUCACUGACAAUAACCCAAAGCAAUAUCACGGAACAAGCCGUAUAUUUAUGGCAGGGGGCAACAAAUCAAGUUAAUCCAGUUUUACAUUUUUAUGAGUUUAGGUUUUCCAGCGAAGUCAAAUAUCAUUUUGUUUCGUGUACGUUACGGGCUAUGCUGAACAUUGUUGUAACUUUGCAAUGCGGGACUAGAAGAUUUCUGGAGACACAAUGCUAGCCACACAAACCCUAGAUACGGGGCCAGAGGCGAAAGAUGUCAAACUGGCUAUAGGUCUACAGUCUUGAAGAGACUUAUCGAAAACUAGCUAGCUUGCUAGCUAACUGGCGAGCCAUUUUGAUGGUGCUGUCACAAAACGUUUGCAAUGCGGGACUAGAAGAUUUCUGGAGACACAAUGCUAGCCACACAAACCCUAGAUACGGGGCCAGAGGCGAAAGAUGUCAAACUGUGCAUCAAAGAGAAGUUGGCGCUGGCACUCAAGGUUCUGCAGAAGCGUUAUGUGACGACCGAUGCUAUGGUGACCAGCGAGGACGGGGACGCCAACCUCCUGUGCUGUGCCCUUGAGGCUGUCUUCAUCCACGGGAUUAAGAGCAAGUAUAUCCGCUCUGAGGCUGGGGGCCGCAACCGAAAAGAAGGCUCCCGGGGACCGCUACCUCAGCCGGUCUUCUGGAGUUUGCUCAAGACCGUCACUCAUCGUGACGUGAUUACAGAGGUGGAGAAGCUGUGCUUCGUGGGUACUGACGUGGGCCGUUGCCGAGCUUGGGUACGGCUAGCCCUCAACCAUGGCCUGGUGGAAUGUUACUUGGCUGCGUUGUUCCGUGAGGGCUCCAAGCUGCAGGGCCACUAUCAACCCAACGCUCUGCUUUUGAACCCAGAAGAGCGUGGGGUGCUGCUCAGCUACCUCCAGGGCCUGGGAUCCCUCACCUUUAACCUGUCCUACAAGUCUUCUGUGCUGAACGAGUGGACCAUCACCCCACUGGUUCUUUCUGGCCUUUGCUCUGCCUCCCAAGGUGAAACCGUUGACCUUCUCCUUAAUGGGGCCAGUGGCUCUUCCUACUCUAAUAGCAAGGAGUCCUGGGAUACAGCAUCCCAGUCGUCCUGUGGGUCGGACACAGUAGAGGUGCAGCAAGUGGGGUUGGGAGCAAUGAUGGGGAGGGGUGCAGUAGUGGGAGGACGGUCCCCCCUGAACUCAUCCAAUUUGAGCCUGGACACUACAGGUUCAUCUCAACUCUCUUCCAGCCUGAGCUCUGACAGCCUGCUGCAAGGUCAUGACCCCAGGAGCUUAGACAAGGAGCACUGGCCAUGUGACCUUGAGAUAUCCUCGAUUUUAGAACACAACACCAAGAGGCCUCUUAUAGAAAAGAGUGGCCACUCCAGUCAAGACUCCAUGCGUGAAGACUCCGUCUCUGGUACCAACCUCUUCUCUGAGACCACUGCCAUCAGUGGCUCCGACAGGGAGACCCAAGGCCAUGCUGCACUUUGCCCAGACCUCUCUGACCUUCAACUUGAGACCCGAGCCCAGCAGUCGCCGCCAACAGAGAUAUUUGUGCCCUCGGCAAUAAAUCCCUCCCUCAUCGGGCCUGUAGGAAAAGUUGAGAAGACGCCAGACCUUGUGAUUGCUGAGAUUCCUCAAAUAAGGAAUAAUGGACCAGAGAAGAAGACAGAGAAUUCCUCAUUGAGUGUCUCAGAGCCUUCAGGCAAAAUGGAUCUAUGGCGAUCUGCUUGCAUGCAUAGCCGGAAAAUGUCUGCAGACAUUAAUUUCUCUCAUUCCUACUCCUGGAUAUCUGAGGAUGACAUCUACAAGCCUCACCUGGAUAUACUGUCUGACCAUGCCGGGUUGCAUGGUUUGGCCCCUGCUCAUGUAAACUGCUCAACCUCACCCCCUCUUGAGCCCAAGGCCCCCCAGUCACCCCCCAAAGUGAUUCACCGAAGACAAAUAGGCUUGUCAAACCCUUUCCGAGGUUUGCUAAAACUGGGCCACCUCGAGCGUCGUGGCACUGUGGGAAUGUGGCGUGACAACUAUUGUGAGCUCUCGCCUUUUGAGUUCCGCCUCUACCUCAACGCAGAGGAGCGCACUUGCUGCGAUAACUGCUCCUUACUCCGCUGUGAGGACGCUCGCAUCACCUCCUCUGAGGGCCGUUUUGAGCUCACCUUUCCCGGGAAGAGACUGUACCUCCGGGCAGCCAAUCAAGAUGAGGCAGAGGACUGGGUGGACCGCAUUAUUGAAGCCGUCAACAAGUGCCGCCCUCUACCCCGUUCGGAUGACCAAUGGGAAGUGCUGCAGUCAAGCUCCAGACAGAUGGACUUUGCCCAAGAUGAUCCUCCAUGCUCCUUGCUGUCAUCCACUUCCUCUGUCCCUUCCAGCCCAGAACGAAUGGGAACAGCCGCUGAGCUGUUAGAUGCUGGGGGGGAGAAACCAGUGCUUGAACUGGACUGGACAAGGCCCACUGACUUGGAGUCAGACUCCAUCAAGGAGGCAGUGCUGUACCUUUCCACCGAUCCCGAGGCUUGCACCUGGGUCCCCCUGGUCUUCUCUCUUUCCUUAGAAACCCUAAAAGGCUUCAAUGUUCAGGAAAAGAGGAAGGUGCCACUCAUUUCUCAGCCCAUCAAGGAAAUCCGAGACAUAGUUCCUGAUGUUUUUCUUGGAGGGCCUGCAUUUUUUAAAAUCCUAACCACCAAAGAGACCCUCAAGUUGAGGGCUGAGACUCUUGAAGAUGCGCGUUCAUGGAGAACUCUCAUCAGGGGUGCUCUGGAUUCAUACCUGGAGAGUGGGGAGGAUGGGGUGGCAGAGGAACCAGGCCUGCCCUCAAGCAUAGGAGGAAACAUUCACAGGCUGGUGCAGCACAGACUAAAGGGGGAUAGGGUGUUGUUAGCCCAUCUAUAUGCUGUGCCCAUAGAGAAAGGGUUGGAUGCACAGAGCUUCAAAUGUGCAGGAUGCCCUAAGCAGAUUGGUGUUUCUCUCGGGAAAGCCAGACUCUGUGAGUUUACAGGACAAUAUUUCUGUGACUCAUGUCACCUUGGUGACACCAGCAUCAUUCCAUCCCGCAUGGUGCACAAUUGGGACCUCAGUCUACGAGAGAUUUCCAGACAGGCCCUAAAGCUGCUAACACAGAUUGAGCAUGAACCACUGCUGCACCUUGACCUGUUGAACUCUAACCUGUGGGACCACACUGAAGACAUGAUCCAGGCCCGAAACCUCCGUCAGAAACUACGCCUCCUCGGAGAUUACGUUCUCAUCUGCCGCAGUGGAGUUGGCAAGAAAGUCCAGUCUAGACUGGAUCAACGCACUUAUCUGUUAGAAUCAAGUAAUCUUUACAGUGUCUUGGAUUUACAACAGAUAGCCAAUGGCCAGUAUGCUGCCUACCUAAACACCCUGAUCCAGUUUGCGUCUAGCCAUGUUCACCAAUGUGACCUGUGCACCCAGAGAGGAUUCAUCUGUCAAAUAUGUCAAGCCAAUGACAUCAUCUUCCCCUUUCAGUUUGAGACCACAGUCCGGUGUAUGGUGUGCAAGGCUGUCUUUCACACUGCUUGCAAGACCCAGUCACUCUCGUGUCCGCGAUGCUUUCGUCUUCAGAAGUACCUGGAAAGAGAUCUGCAGGACUGACAUACUGAGCUGUGUUCUCAGUGGGCGUAUGUGAAGCCCUCUGUUACAUGCUUGCGUGUAAAAAGGGCUAUACAAAUACAUUUGAUUCAAUUUGUUCUGUCACAAGGCCCCGUCUACCUUAAAACAACAGCAAGUGAGAAACAACAAGAAAAAGUUAGUUAUAUUAUAAUCCUUGUUCAUGUUAUAUGAACUAAUCCCAAGUGCAAUUAAAGUCAUGAAUGAGUCGGGGCCACCCACACUUGCACCCAAUGUUUGUUUCAAAGUCCAAUAUAGAAAAAAGGGACGUUUCAUUUCGUACAUCUCUGUAGUGGUCAAUUCACUAAAAAUGUUAAAAGAAAAUUAAUUUAAAAAAGCCUAUCAAUCAAAAGACGGACAAGGAACAUUUAUCUACUUCAUACACAAAUCAAAUAUUUUACACACAAAUAUACAUUAUUGUGUAGCAUGCAAGUAGUUUGUUUUGGUUUCAUGUUUACAGUACACACACGCCUUACACCUUGUUGGGAGCUUAAGGGGGGGACAAGUAUCUUUUACAACCUGAAUGUUUACUUGGUUUGACCUGACCUACAAGAUCCAUAUAAACACUUGCAAAACAAACUACUUGAAACUGUUGCAUUUACAGAUACUGAUUAUAUUGUGCCAUUAUAUUGUGCCUUCGAUUACUUUGAUGUUACCGACAAGAUUACUGUCCAUUUGUAGAAUUGUGAUGUUGUGUUGCAAUGGAAACUGUGCCAAACAGCAAUAAGAAAUGGUGAUAGCUUUUCACUGUCUCAACAAAAUACAUUUUUGUUACAGAAGUGAGUCGCAUUAUAUUUCCACAGUGCGAAAAUAUAUAUUUAUAUUAAAAAAAAAAACAUAAUUGUUUAAUGUUUAAAAGUAAUCACCAUACUUUUGACUAUAGACGUGGACCAUUUAAAUGUAAGUUAUUAUUUUAGAAUGAAUUCUUACAGUUUGACAUCCCAUUUAGUCAUUUAUCAAAAUAAAUGAACAUGGAUGUACAUACAAAUGAUGGUAUGCAGCUAGAGUUGUACAGUAUAGCUGACUGUCAGCAACUCGUAAAUUAAUAGAUACAAGAAAAUCAGGAGCUUAAUCGGUGUAUUGACUGGACAAAUCGGUGUAUUGACUGGACAUUUUUCUGUACAUGGCUUUUUAAAAGAUUAUUAUUCCCAUUGUUAGGGUUAGGUUUUUUUGUGGGGGGGGAGGGCAUAGUUACACUUCAACACAUUGGCAAGAGUGUUAAUAUACGACUAGCAUUGGAUUUUAUUUACAAGAAUCAAAUGAAGCCUAUUCUGAUACUUAGACUCAAUCCUGGACAUGUGACCUGAUUUAAUUCUCCUAACAUGCUGUAACCGCUUAGCUUCCAUGGUAUUGCAUUCAUGAUGGUUGAAUAGGUACCUAGCUGUUACUUAUAUCUCCUCGUGUCAGAUCAGUGAUAUAUACCCAUGGAAAGACAAAAGGUUGUAUUUCAUGUGAACGUGGCCUAGAUUAGUUUAGGCUGGGAUCUCAUUUUUCUGUCAGACGGACCAUAACCAUACAAAAGAUCAUUUCUGUUCAAGAUUUCACUCAUGUUCUUCCUUUUUGUUUUAAAUUGAAUGUGCAUGUUAAGAUUAUGAAGGGGUACUUGAUUAAUGUGCCAGCAUUUUAUAAAGCCAUUUGCAUUCAAUAAAUGACACUUAAUAGAU